Messenger RNA from Parathielavia appendiculata, 570 nucleotides. RefSeq lists its product as uncharacterized. Lineage: Eukaryota; Fungi; Ascomycota; Sordariomycetes; Sordariales; Chaetomiaceae. The transcript has a single exon. The record is from RefSeq and is a predicted model, not a curated record. The coding region runs from base 1 to 570 and encodes 189 amino acids.
AUGUCGCAAAAGAUCACCUCCAAGAACCUGCAAUACACGGCCCAAUUGCCGCCCUUCCUGGCGCGUUUGCGCGGCCAACACGCAGCCGAGACAGACCCCAACGCCCCCGACCCGAUCCUUGCUGCUCGACGCCAACCCGGCAAACCGCGCUCUGGAAGUGCUGAGGCCGAGGACGCACCGCUAGUGGUUGACGAGCAUGGAAACGCCGUGGACGUCACUGUUGGUGCCGACGGGAGCGUCAAGGAGAAGGACCCUGCAUCUGCAGCCGAGGUACCGACGCAGCUAGAGGGUUUGGAGGACUCAGGGGAUGCUGCCCAGGGCGAGAAACUAGCCGGCAUCGGCGAGCAGAGAAAGAAGAGGAAGAUUGGAAAGAUCAUUGGCGCGGAUAGCGACGACGAGGAUGACGAAGAGAACGCCAAAGAUCAGAAGAAAGAAGGCUCUAAGCACAUCAACGGCACAUCAGCGCAGGAUGGCCGGGAGAAGGACGAUUUGGCCAUCGCCGCCGCAAGAACCAAGGUCAAGAAGAAGGCGAAGAAGAUCAAGCUCAGUUUUGGAGAAGACGAGGGCUGA